This is a messenger RNA of Biomphalaria glabrata, 6253 nucleotides long. RefSeq names its product integrin alpha pat-2-like. Bases 317 to 3595 code for a protein of 1092 amino acids. Gene Ontology annotation, cellular component: external side of plasma membrane; integrin complex. Gene Ontology annotation, biological process: cell-matrix adhesion; integrin-mediated signaling pathway; cell adhesion mediated by integrin. The transcript has 31 exons. Gene Ontology annotation, molecular function: integrin binding. The record is from RefSeq and is a predicted model, not a curated record. NCBI's taxonomy places the organism in Eukaryota, Metazoa, Mollusca, Gastropoda, Planorbidae.
GUUGAGUGGGUGGGUUUAGUCACUUUAGUGUUGAUCUUAAAUUUAGCAGCAACUAGCGGUCUUUCUACCAAUGAAAUAGUCAAGCCUGUCUGCAGACGUGACCGAUCAGUGUUUAGAUAGUAGGCUUACGCCGUGGAUCUGAAUCAAGAUCUUGAUCUAUGUGCGAUAGUUUGUAAUAGCAGCCAUUAAACUGAAUGUGUGUUCGGUCUUACAGUGAAUACAAAUCUUGUAGAUCUAGUCAAAUGCUGCUGAUCUUUCUUUUCGGAAUUAUUCAAAAACACAUAAGUUGAAAGUUCACGUGUGUUUCUGAAUCAGGAUGGAACACGGGACCGCUGAGCUCCUGUGUGGAUUACCUUCCAUAGCAACCCUCGGCAGCAGGCACCACACAUCUUACCCCUCGUAUCCUACACCCCGGGGUGCAGGUGGGGCAACACGGUGUAGCAGUACAAAACCAGUGGAUGGCGUAAAAACUUGGACCGUGGUCAGUGGCCGUGUCGGUCAAAGGUCCAGAUGCACGUCUAGUCUAUUAUUAUUGUGUUUCUAUUCUACCAUGCUUGUGCUGCUGUUGUUGUUGGCCUCGGGAGCGGAGGCUUUUAAUAUAGACCUGAGAACGGCUGUGGUGCACCAUGGCCCAGCAGGCAGCUUUUUUGGAUAUUCCGUUGCUCAACACAUUGACCAAUCGACCAACUGGUUGUUGAUUGGUGCACCAAAGAGCAACACGUCUCAGCCCAACUUGAACCAGCCAGGGGCGGUCUACAGGUGUCGCACGGACAAACCGGACGACUGCCAUGUGAUACCGUUUGAUGACAAAGGCAACAACGUCAAGCCUGUCCUGACUCCAACUAAAAGAUACGAACAAAUCGAAGAAAAGUCUGACCAGUGGUUUGGCGCAACUGUCCGGAGUUCUGGAGAGAACGGUUUUAUUGUGGCCUGUGCUCCAAGAUAUGUGUAUUUCACCAAUGAUUUGGACAAACGUGAACCAGUUGGCGCUUGCUACUUAUCUCGUCCAGGAACAACGAAAUUCGAACGCUAUUCACCCUGCUUGUCAGCGGUGAAUCAAUCGCCCGUUAUUGACCAAUACCAUCGCCAAGGAUACUGUCAGCUGGGCUUCUCCGCUGUCUUUACAAGUGAUGGCAGAAAGUUGUUGAUUGGUGCCCCAGGUAGUUGGUAUUGGCAAGGCCGGUUAUUUAACUUCAGAACGGACAAUGCCACUAAACCUUACAGUACAACUGGUGAAGAUAGUACUGGGUUGUCAGAUGACCAAUACAGGGGAUACUCUAGCGCUGUUGGUCAUUUUGAUGAUGAUAGUGUUGAAGAUUAUGUUGUGGGAAUUCCCAAAGGAGAGCAGUACUUGGGCAAAGUGGUGUUGUACAAUCAAAACAUGACAGAGUUUGGUAGCUUGGUUGGAGAACAGAUGGGCUCCUACUUUGGCAGCGCUGUGGCAGUGACUGAUCUGAAUGGAGACAGACUGGAUGAUAUUAUAGUGGGUGCUCCUUUCUAUGCAGACUAUAAGUCCUUGACAGCAUUUGAUAAUGGCAGAGUCUAUAUUUUUUAUCAAACAAGUGAUAAAAAAUUUAGACCUCAAAGAAGAGACAUUCUAGAUGGACCAGAUAGCGAGUCCAGAUUUGGAAUGGCAGUUAGUGGUCUUCGAGACAUUAACUAUGAUGGAUUUGAAGAUCUAUGUGUUGGAGCCCCAUAUGCUGGGGAAGAUAAACGUGGUGCUAUUUAUAUCUAUCAUGGCUCUAAAAGAGGAAUUAUAACAGAUGUAUCACAGGUUAUUUAUGCUAAAGAUGUAUCACCCACUUUGUCAGGUUUUGGCAUUUCAAUAUCUGGUGGCAUAGAUCAAGAUGGUAACUCUUACCCUGAUAUCUUGACAGGAGCAUACUCAUCCGACUCUGCAGUCUUUUUUAGAACAAGGCCUGUUGUGCGAGUCAUUGCCAGUUUAAAGAUUAAUCCAGACAUCUUGGAUCUGGAGGUAAAGGAGUGCCAACUCCCAGAUGGAACUAAAAUUACUUGUUUUAAUUUGAUUAGCUGUUUGACAUAUGAUGGCUAUGGAGUACCAGAUUAUUUAACCUUGAAUAGUACUGUGGUGUUUGAUGUCAAGAGUAACACAUCAGGGUCUCAAGAGCAAAGAGUUUUUCUAAUGCAAGCUCCUACCAAGUAUACUAAACAAGAUAUUUACAGACUCACUGCCAGGAAUCCUUCUUGCAUAACUACACAUGCUUAUCUCAAGAAUGAUCCGGAUGACAAGCUCAGCCCAAUAAAGAUUACAUUAACCUUCACUUUAAUGGAAGAUCCUGACAGGGCGUUGCGACCCAUUCUUGAUGCUUACAUUCCAGUAGCUACUUCUAUAACAACACAAAUUAAGAAGGAUUGUGGUAUUGACAAUGUUUGUGUACCAAACUUAUCUGUUCAACUUUAUGGAGUUACCCCAACACAUAUCAUUGGCAACCCAGGGAUUCUUGAAAUUUUGGUAAUUGUAAACAAUUUUGGAGAGGAUUCCUUCAAUACCAGGCUGUGGAUCGAUCUGCCUCCUGGUGUGGCUUAUAACACCAUUAUCAGCCAGAAAUCAUCUGUUCCUAUCAGCUGUGGCAACUUCAAUCAAACUUUGGUGGUCUGUGAUCUUGGCAACCCAUUUAAACAAAAGUCUCAGCCGUCAGAUUUUACUUUGGUUUUGACUCCUACAAAUACUAAUGACACAAAAGAUGAGCUUAUAGUUAAUUUUUUUGCCAACAGUUCUAAUGAAGAAAAGAGUAAUGAUUAUGAAAACAAUUAUGCCAAAGGAGUUAUUCCAGUAACAGCUGUUGCAGAAAUUGCCUUGCUUGGCAAAUCCAGCCCAGAAUUCAUUAUUCUAAACAUUACUGAGCAUAAAGGAGAGGAGGAUGGCAGUAGGAUUGUCAAACAUGUUUUUCAGUUGAUUAACCAAGGUCAGUGUGCUACCAAUGAAACAGAGCUGCAGAUUCGCUGGCCAAGUUAUGAUAAAAAUGGCAAUCCAGUGCUCCCAUUGGAAGCUCCUCUUAUUAUUGAAGGCAAUGGAAAGUGUGACACAAUUGUAAUCACACCUAGCAAUGCACAGAAAUAUGAUAAAAGUACUUAUAUAGAAAAAGAGACUGAUAGAAACAAGAGAAACACUGAUUCUCAAACUAUUAGUUGUUCAGAGAAAUACUGCACCAUCAUUCAAUGUCUUGUAGGCCACAUGUUGCCAAGAGAUAACUUUAUUGUCACAGUUGUGUCCCAGUUUAAGCCAAAGAGUUUCAUACAGAGACGUGAAGAAACCCAGAUGUACAAUAUCAAGUCAAUAGCUCGUGCUAGGGUGCGCUCUGUACCCUAUGAUUUCAAGACUGUUGAUGUCAGCAAGUUUGAGACUAGAAAAAUAGAGCUGGUGACCACUGUCAAUACAGAUCGCCUGAAGCCUGCCAGCAAAGGUGUUGAGAUAUGGAUCAUUGCCCUGGCUGUUACAGCUGGUCUUUUGAUGUUGUUGUUAUUGAUAUUACUGCUCUGGUGGUGUGGAUUCUUCAAAAGAAAGAAGCCUGAAGAAGAGGGUUACUUUGUGGUGAAUGGCAAAUCAAACAUUGAUGACAAAAUAGUGGAUUAACAUCAAGAUUAUUUAUUUCGCUUAGACUGUUUCAAUACUAGACAUUAUGCAGGGAUAUUUUAUCAUGACAUUGUACAUCUAUUUUUUAUUUUUUGGAAAUAAUUUUCCCACGCAAAUAUUGAGCUAGAUUUUGUCUCAGAAUGAUACUGGUAAAAACUUCUUCAUGCAAACAAAAUUUUUUUUUUUCAGGUUGAAAUAUUUUUUUACUAAUAAUUUUCCAUUCUCUUUCACUGUGUCUUAAUCAUUUGUGAUAUUUAAAUACGAAUGAACAAUACUUAGUCAUUUGUUCCAAGAUUUGUUCAUUUUCUUCUUCCAAUUCUUUCAGACCUUAUUUAUGAUCAAUGAAAACACAAAGUGAACUUGACUCAUCAUUAUGAUGUUGUUUUUUAUAAAAUGCUUUUGUAUUGAAUGUGUUGAGCUUUUGCUGUGGAUUGUACAGCUAGUUUAUCACUAAUGGAAUGAGUUGUUCCUAUGUAUCACAUGUGGUGAUCUAUAGAAAGAUCCCUUUUUUAUGGAGUAAAUGCUUCAAUAGAACAUUAUUGGAUGCUAUUUAAGUUUGUAUUCUGUAUGAUGAAAAAUGUCUGUGAAAAAAAGUUGUAUCAGUGAGGUCUAUCUAGUCCAUAUCAUUUGUAUCAUUUAACAGACAGAAAGUUUGGAAAUGAUUGCUUUACUUGGCCGAAUGGAUAAUUGGAUACUUGUUUUGUUGUUUUUGUUUUAUCCAUUUUUUUUUUCUUUAAAUUGUGUCAAUAAAAAAUUGUGACUUCUAAAUGUCUCUUGUACAGGAAACAAAAGUUGAAUUAGAAAACAGUUUGGUUUUUGUUAUUGUUAAGUGGGUGAAGAGCUAAAAAAAAUAGAAAGACCUAGUAGUUUCUAUAGCUCCACCAGGUUCUGUGGUCACCUAGAUAGUUUUAGACUUAAAUGAUACUUUCAGCUCACUGGUAUUGUUAAAACCACACCUUGAGUCGACUCCUGAAAAUAUUAGUCCAAUAGGAAAAAUAUUUUCUUUUCAGAAGCAAUCUGCUCAUCAGAAAUACCAGGAUGUAGUUGAACUGACCAAUAUUCUGGCUUGACUGUCAAGUAUGAUGCUUCAGUUUACAAAACUGUAUGUCUACUAGAUUUAACAGAAGGAAAUUUAGUUUUACUAUUUCACAAAAUGUUUUUGAAAAUAUAUUUUGGUCCUUUGAGAACUUUGUUUGAAAGAAUGUCUAGUUCCAUUGACUGUAAAUAUUUGUUUGCAUAUUUUGUAUAAGUUUCUUGAAAAAAAAAAUGAACUUUGUUACAGUUGUAUCUUGUAUUCUUGUCAUGACUUUUUGAAAUGCAGUGUAAGACUUGUUUCUAUAACAGCCUCACUAUCCACAAAACUAGAUGCAAUAUUUAUCUUUAUACUUUUUGAUUUUUCUUUUCUUUUUUUUUAAGAUAGAUGGAUACAUAUUGUAUCUUUGUUUUAGUGCGCCUUUAUAUGGCGUUCUUUAAAUAACUCUGAUCAAAAUGUGAAUAGAGUAUAUGUUCUGCAAGUGGGAGAGUGUAAGUGCUAACAGAGUUAUUCUACCCGCCUUUGAAGGGGAAUUGUCCGCAGCUUUCAAAGUAUUGUCAGUACCAAGCUGACUACAUGAAAUUGUUUUUCUGUAUGAAUAGCAAAACCAAUUUUAAAAUUAUGAAAAAAAUUUUUUUUUUCUUCUCAAUUUCCUUACUUUGGAAUUUACAGAGAAAAGAAUUUGCUGAAAAUGCCAUUAAUUUAAUACCUUCAAGUAAAAAAAUUUUAGGUUAUAUUUGAUUUGAUUUGAAAUUUUUCUUUUUUAGAGGACAUUUUUCACCUCAUGUCUGGUGCUAUCCAUUCAGAUUCAUUAAAACAAAGUCAGUUUGCUCAUGUGUCAUAGAAAGCUAAACGAAGCAAUGAAUUAUGAAGAGAUGAACAUGUAAUUUGACUUCUCUGUGACAUGUUCAUGCUUGUUUAGGUCCGUUUUGUUUUGUAAAGAAACCAUUAUGUCCCUUUUAAGAUAACAUGGUAGUUAACACUGAGAUCGUGACUGUGGAAGAGUUAUGAAAAGAUUGAUUGUUAGUUCAGACUUGUGUGUGAGUCUGGGUUGUUGUUUGUUUGUUUUUUCACAAUUUUGGGUACAAAGUGUCCAUUCAUUUGUGGAUGACAAUAGUAUGAGUUAUUAUCAACUGACCUUCAACUAUGGUGCUACUUUGACUGUGUGUAGUGCAUAUUAUUAUCAUAUUAUAUUUGUAUUACUCUAUAAUUUAGCAUUAUAUUUAUUUAUAUAUUCAAGUUUCUCAUGUACUGAUUGUUAGCUUAAAAAAUGACGCUAUGUUUUGUAGGAUAAAAAAAAAAAGAUUGCUGUUAUAUAUUGUGUUCAAGAAGAAAGAAGGCCCCCACAAUAAUCUAAUUCUUUCUCUCUCAGUGUUAGAAUGUUCAUUCUCUCUCUGAAUGUUAGAAUAUUAAGUUUGGCACAGUAAAUAUGUUAGCUCACUCGACACUUGAUUGGAUCUUACUGCUUAUAAAUUAGUGCCUUUUGUCUGUUUUUUAGAAUAUAGUUUUAGUAUUAAGAACAAACUUAAAAAUAAAAAUUUGAUCAUUUCGUGAAUGCUUGAUUAUUGUUUAACAAUAGUUAGUGAAUUUUGUUGCAAUAAACUUGUGUUUGAUUAUACAGUAAA